CUAUACCUAUAUAGACUUAAUGCACGGGAACAGAACGUUGGAACGAGCGUUCACUCGACAGGUUAUCACGGGACGCGCUACCGUCACCAUCUCCAGACUCUAACUCGGCUCUUUAUCUCCUCUAAGCCAUGUGUUUCGCUCGUAUUAUCAAUUAUCAUCCUCAUUAUCCUCAUUGUCAAUUCAAUUCGCUUGCUCGUAAGUUAUAUUAAUAACAAUAAACCCUCAAUGACACCCAAUAAAUUUAUAUUUACGAUUAGCGUGCGUGUGUGCUGUCAAACGUGAUUAUUCUUAUAAAAUUUAUUAAAAAAUAAUUAAUUAAAAAGCUAAAAUAAAAGUGAAAAAUAUUUAAAAAAUGUGAGGAAAAAAUAUAAGCUGAAAUCGUUGACGUGAAAACAAACCCAUUGAAUCGAGAGUGAAAUUGUUUAUUGGAGCGAUAAUAAUCGAACGAUCACCCACACGCUACCUCUUUUUUAUUUAAUAUUUAAUAUUGAAUAAAUAUUUAUACAGCGCAAUAGUUUGUUUAAUAUCCAACACGUGCAGUGUUGGAUACCGAGGAAGACUUAGACAGUAGAAUCUCAAUGAGAGGAUGAGAGAAUGCAAAGCAGGAGCGCAGAUGCGGUGUCAUGUGUCGCGGCCAAGGACUGUGCCACUAAUUUAUCGCUCCCGCUAUUAGGUUACUCGUCUGCGUCCACCGCAACGGUGGUUUAUGUUCGCGUAUCCAUGUGUACUUACUAGUCAAAGUGUAUGCUCUGCUCUCCUUAUUCUGUCUUGGUCUAGUCUGUUCGCCUAUCUGCUUCUUCUAUGUGAUACUCCUCACGUCUACUACAGUAACUGGAUAAAUUAACACGCCAAGAUACUACGCCAGCUCGAGUGCAAGAGAUACGAGUCAAGAUAACGAGCCAUCCGCUCGGUUCAAGAAAAACUCGAGAAAAUUUCAGCCAUGUGUGCGUGCGAUAGAUUAUUAUCUUUGUAAUAACCAGUCUAUCAAGGUCAUUUUCCAUCGGAAGUACCGCAAUAUUGACGGGCAGAAUAGCCAGGCCGGCUUUUGGUCAAAGCUUUAUCAAUAUUAGAACAACGGCUACUAAAAUUUGCAGCUGAUGUCUUGCUAUUGGAUAUGAUAAUGUUGUACUCAUUGUGGAAAUUUUAAUCAGAAAUGCGAUUGACUAGGACGACAAUGAAAUUCCGAGAUCCGCGCAAACUGCGAUAGAGAUAAAAUAAUUCAUAUGACCAGAGCCCAGAUCUCUUCUUCGCCUUUGAAGCGACGCAGAGACACGAUGUUACGCGUUCUGGGAGUUAGACUGUUGUCGAGGCUUCUCGUCCUCGUGUGCUCGCUAUCACUACUGUCACUGCUCUUCCUCAAUCGAUGUGGCUUCAAUAACUUGGACACUGACCUCAUUGACACUACUGAUUCGAUAACCCCGCCGAGUUUGCUCGAAGCGAAUCAACGUGAAGAAGAAACGAGACUCGAAAUCGAAAGACUCACCGCCGAAAUUCGCAGUCUCAAGUUGCAGAUACUUCAACUAACAGGUGGACCAGUUGGCCACGGAGAAACUCUAGCAGGUCUAAACUCAACAGAAAUUGGAGACUGCCUGGCCGCGAGACGGCAAGUUGAGUUCGCGGAAAUAACUCAGGGCCUGCCGCUGAACAACGAGUACGAGCUGAUAGCCUUCAGCCACUUCACCUACUCGCGGCUGUACCCGGUGGACCUGGGGCUUGGAAAGCGCGUGGUGGAAAAGCCGAUCGGGUUCAAAAGAAAAGACCUACUGGAAGCCUUGGCGAAAGCCGUGGACACGCUUAACAAGAAUGUCUCCUCGAUCGCCGGAAAGUACACCCAAGAAGACUUCCUGGAGGGGCUGUACCGCGUGGAGCCGACCACCGGGACCCAGUAUGAGAUGUACUUCAGGUCGAAGACGGUAAACAAGAGCUCCCAGGUUACGCAGACCAAUGUAAACUCCGGGUACACCAAGAUCGUGAUGAUGAGACCCUACGCCCCGAUCCACUUCGUGUCCCUCCAGAGGCAGCCUGCUAGGGACAAGGAGCUCAUCCACAUUAUUCUCCCUCUGUCAGGAAGGACCGGGACCUUCCAGAGCUUCAUGGACAAGUUCGUUAAGAUCGGGCUGAAAAACGACCGCCGGGUCCAUCUGACGGUGGUCUACUUCGGGACAGAAGGGCUCUCUGAGGCGAGGUCCAUUAUGUCUAGGGUGCUCAUGACACGCGGCACCGGAGGUACCAAUCAGAAUUUACGGCUCCUUGCUCUCAAUGAAACUUUCUCGAGGGGAAAAGGCCUCAGAGUCGGCGCUGAGAGGGCCUGGACCGGGGAUAAUGAUGUCUUGCUCUUCAUGUGUGAUGUCGAUGUCGUUUUCAGCGCGAGGUUUCUUGACAGGUGUCGGUGGAAUACAGCCCCCGGGCGCAAAGUCUAUUAUCCCAUUGUCUUCAGUCUCUACAAUCCUCACGUUGUCUACACGCUCCAGGGCCGCGAGGUCCCACCCGAGAGAGAUCAACUCGUGAUUUCUAGAGACACCGGCUUCUGGCGAGACUUCGGAUACGGCAUGACCUGCCAGUACAGGUCGGAUUUUCUCAGAGUCCGGGGCUUCGACGAAGACAUCGUCGGCUGGGGCGGCGAAGACGUUACUCUCUAUCGUAAAUACGUCAGGAGCAACAUUAAAGUCGUCAGAGCAACAGAUCCUGGAAUUUUUCACAUAUGGCAUCCCAAGGUUUGCUCAGGAGGCCCGGGCCAAAAACUAUCAACAGACCAGUACCGCGCGUGCAUCAGAUCCCGAGCACUGAACGAGGCCUCCCACGCGCAACUUGGGUUCCUGGCGUUCCGUGACGACAUCGCGAGUCAAGCGAUGAACCUCAAGGGGACUCAAACGAAAAAGAAGAAGAAAAAAGGCCCUGUGCAGCCUCAGCCCAAGAAGGACAAAGUCACGGGUUCCAGACCCAAGGACGACCCCAAGGAGAAGUCACCGAGCCAAGACAAGCCGGCUUACCAGACUUGAUAUCAUCACUAGACUCAAUUAAGUCUCAAUCCUCUGUAAAUAUCGUGUAUAAAUUUAUAUUAAUGAAAGUAUUGAAAUGUACUGAAAUUUAUCCGAGAUAAAUUUUUAAUCUGUGUGCAAGAUUAUUAAUAAGGAUAUUUAUUUGUUAAUAUUAAUUAAUCGUACCUUUUUUAAAUGUGAUUAACU
Messenger RNA from Cotesia glomerata, 3185 nucleotides. It is a transcript of the gene Csgalnact, whose product is annotated as chondroitin sulfate N-acetylgalactosaminyltransferase 1. NCBI's taxonomy places the organism in Eukaryota, Metazoa, Arthropoda, Insecta, Hymenoptera, Braconidae. The record is from RefSeq and is a predicted model, not a curated record. Gene Ontology annotation, cellular component: Golgi cisterna membrane. Gene Ontology annotation, molecular function: glucuronosyl-N-acetylgalactosaminyl-proteoglycan 4-beta-N-acetylgalactosaminyltransferase activity. The transcript has 10 exons. The coding region runs from base 1224 to 2999 and encodes 591 amino acids.